AUCUCGAGGCCGAUGGACAUUUCCCCGAUCAACAUCUCUUCUUCCGGAGCCGAUGCCUCGUGUGCUUUCCCCUCGUGGCCCCGCCGCACCUCGCUCUGCGAAUCCGAGUCUGACUACGAGCGCCCGACUUCCUUCCUUUCCGAUGAGGACUUGAUGGGCGAUGUUUUCGACGACGAUGUGCGCAGUGUUUCCAGCAGCGGCAGCUCGCCCAUGCACUCUCCUCCCAAGGCGCCCUUCAUGACCGAGGCCGAGAUCCUUGAGAUGCAGCGUGAGCAGGCCGCCUACCAGCGCGAGAUGGUCAGCUUGCUCGUCAGGGAGAAGGAGAGGCGCAAGGCCCAGGCCAAGCGUCAACGCAGCGCCGGCAAGGCUUCUUCCAAGAAGAGCACCAAGAGCAAGCUCAGCGCCAUGACUCCCAUCGCCGAGUCUGAGUAA
Neurospora tetrasperma FGSC 2508 is the source of this 432-nucleotide messenger RNA. RefSeq lists its product as uncharacterized. The record is from RefSeq and is a predicted model, not a curated record. The annotation marks the transcript as partial. Lineage: Eukaryota; Fungi; Ascomycota; Sordariomycetes; Sordariales; Sordariaceae. The transcript has a single exon.